Messenger RNA from Carassius auratus (goldfish), 3955 nucleotides. RefSeq lists its product as uncharacterized. The transcript has 10 exons. The coding region runs from base 962 to 3589 and encodes 875 amino acids. The record is from RefSeq and is a predicted model, not a curated record. Lineage: Eukaryota; Metazoa; Chordata; Actinopteri; Cypriniformes; Cyprinidae.
AUGUUUCCUCUUGGCAUGAAUAUAGCCCCUGCUGCUGACAUGGCAUUAAAUAAUAAAUAAAUAAAUCACAACAUGUUAUAUGUAAGAUAAUUUGUGUAUUAUAAUGGAUUUAUAAUCUGCUAUAUUAUGGCGGUCGUUCUGGACCAGGAACACAACUAGCUAUCAUGAAAUGAACACAACAGGAGGGUAAAUGCUACAGGCUACAAUGGCAGUUAGUGUAACGUGUUAUGUAGUGUUUCAGGCAAUGACAUUGCUUCAGCUAAGUCUCACAAAGGCAUGAGUAAUGCUGAAUGGCUUGCGCGUCUGGAGAGUUUUGCCCAAACAGGAGUUUGGCCAUCUACGCAGGGGAAUAGACCUUCUCCCCGACAAAAAAGAUGGCAUGAGAUAUAUCAGAAGGUAGAAAAGUGCCCUCUGCAAAUGAGGGGACAGACCACUCUUCUGAAGGAAGCACAGACAUGUAUUUGUGGAUUUCACAAGGUUCAUCCACCAGUCACAGUGGAAGCAUCACAGAGCACCCCGGCCCAAAGCACACCCUCUGUCAGUGAUGUGUUGUGUCCUGCAAAGAGACCUAAACUGACAUUGUCAAUGUCAAGGUUUGGAGGCUCACAUGUGGCAGCAGCAAAACCUAAUUUGAGCACCCAGAGGAAAACCUCUCAGCAAAGGAAUAUGCCCAUAUAAGCUGUGGAAGGUGCGGCUCCAGUGUACUAACCCUGCCUGUGCCAGGCAACAGCUGUGUGGUGGUGGACUGCACAGGAGGGUAUGACAGGUGUUAGACAUUGACAGAUACUACAACCUGGUGACAGAGACCCUGAUCUGCACCAAAUGUAGAACCAGCUACCUGUCCUGGAGUCAUGCUGUUCUGCAGAAGUUGGACCUGGCCCAUCGAGCUGAAUUCAGGGUCAUCCUCACACGCAAGUAUGCCUGUGACAUUCGGGUUCUUCGCUUGCUGCGUGAGAGGGGCAUGGGGAAUGGCCCAGUGAGGAUCAUCGGCCAGCUGAGAGAGAACCACAGUGAGGAGUGGUUGAAACGUGCGCUUCGGUACACAUCAGAGUGUGUGGCCUUUUUUGAUAAUCGUGGCCUGCAUUCGCUGCACUUCCAGGAGCCACCACCACUUGCUUCAGUACCCAGCUACAAAUGGCUCCUCACUGUAUACAGUCAGGACAUUCUCAACAGGCUCGAUCACAUAAAGGCCAGCAUAACAUCCACGUAUGGAUCAAUCUUAAAAAUGGAUUCAACUAAGAAGAUCACCAAGAAGUUGAGUGGGCCUGCGAAAGGCACAGCACAGUGGCUUACCUCAGUGGGCAAUGAGAUAGGUCAGGUGCUGAUGAGUGUCCUGACUGCGAAUGAAGGGGCUGGGUUAGACCUCAUGGCUGCAGGGCUCAUGGAGCGAUACCGGAGUGCUGGUGUUGAUCCUCCCACUAUCAUUUAUGUGGACUAUGAUUGUUGCAAGAAAGUGGGAAAGACUAAAUUGAAGAGGCGGUUCAGCGGCUGGCCAGAUGUCAUCGUCCGCCUAGACAUUCGGCAUUUUAUACGACGUCUGGCAGUAGGGUGCACCACUGACGCCCACCAGUUGUACCCUACUUUUUUUGCAAGGCUGUCAUCCUGUAUUUUUGAGUGGGAUGCAGGGGAUCUCACUCUGCUGAGACGGGCCAAAAGGGAGCAACUCAUCCAACAGGGCUGGUCUACACUGACGGAGGCAGAAUUGGACCAUCAUUUAACUAAAGCUGAGCUGCUCCAGCACUGCAGGAGGAGAACACGGGGAGAAGAAACCACUUUCCGCCUCCUUGAUAUGCUCAUCAUAGAGCCCAUGGGUGGCAAGGGGAAAGAUGCUCUUGGUGUUCCUCUACUUGACAGUGUCAGAAUGCAGCACAUCUGGAAUGUCCAGAGGCGGCACGUCACCUGUAUCCAAGACCCUCCUAAUGUGCCGCUCUAUACUGAAACUGGAACUACAAACAAGGGUGGGGUGGUUCUAAAAACCUAUCGUUGUGCCAGAGGCUCCACAUCCCUGGAAUCCUUUUACUGCCACCUAAGCAGAUUUAUUCCAGGGAACAGCGCAAACAGCCUGAACUUCCAGAUUUAUCUCCUGGAAGGUUUAUUACGCUGGAAUCAGGACCGGGCUGAAGCUGCUGUUGCAGAUGGAGGUUCAACUCUGCGCUCUUACACAGGGGAGCUGGUUUCCUCUGUCAAUAAGAACUACAAUAAGUUGUAUGGCAGGAAAUUGGUCCCUAGCUUUACUCCACCUGCAGUGUACACAGGGGAGCUCAUUGGAGUACAGCACUUGUUGAGGCAGAAUAGUCAGCCCCUGGAGGACAUGUGCCCUACCUCUGCUAGGACCUCUCAAUUGCUGGAGGAGAUAGAUGUGGAGGAGCAAGUGGAAAAGGGUGAAGGUUUCAUUGAUUUCUUUGGAGAGGAAGCCACAGUGGCAAAUCUUGUGGCAUCAGAUGACUUAGUCCUUUCAGGUCCACCAGUUCUACCAGCUGCACCAGUGCCCAGUGUCCAGGCUCCUACAGCUGCACCACUGCCCAGUGUCCAAACUCCACCACUGCCCAGUGUCCAGACUCCACCACUUACCAGUGUCCAGGCUCCACCACUGCUCAGUGUCCAGGCUCCACCACUGCACAGUGUCCAGACUCCACCACUGCCCAGUGUCCAGGCUCCACCACUGCCCAGUGUCCAGGAUCCUUUAGAUACACCAGUGCCCUCAGCAAUGGCUGUUGACGAGCACUGCAUUCCUGGAAUGGCAUUCCAGAUGGAUGCGUUGGCAGAGUGUCUGGUGGAGCUGCGCACACAGACAAGCCUCACACUUACCAACCAACAAGUUGCGACCAUUGUGGGUUUGUGGCAGAACCUGGACAAAUUUGAUAAAGACAGGGUGGUGUAUGCUGCUCGUCAUCAAGACAGGCUACUUACAGGACAUUUUAGGUCCCCAAAAAAGAAAGCUGUCUUCACUCCUGGUGUCGACAGCACAAAAAGGUGUGUUUUGGGUUCUAGCGGCUCUCCAGCACAGUGGCCUAAUUGCUGUCGCCUUGUUGAAAUGAUUUUCAUAAGGUUAUGUAACAUCCACCGAAGCACCAAGAAACAGCUGACAGAAUCUCUGUCUAGAUGGGAUCUCAUUCUUCGUGAUUACAGAAGAAUUCGGCAGCUAAUCCUGAGCAAUGGAACGGUGAUGAGUGACACAACCCUUCAGCUAGUUGAGGUAAAUCAGAGGACCCUUACGACAUGGCACAAUAUCCGUUUAAAGGGUCAGGAGGUCUACUUGCUGUUGCAAGGGCUGGACCUUCCAGAGGCACGUCCAGUGGCUUUGGAUGCUUUGCCUCCAGCACGAGUACAGCCUGUUGUGCCUCCACAAUAUAGCCACCAGUUGCAUACCUACCAGAUGCCACCAGACACAGCUGGACAGGCAAAGACAAAGUUUAGAAAGAUUGCGCCCUCAGCUACCUGUACAUCUGCCACAGCAACUUCAAUCUGGCCAUCAGCCGUACACCCUCAGCGUUCAGCCACGUCCAGCCAGCUAAGGACAAUUUGUCCCAGGCCGACAGCACCACACCCAUUGGUUCCUGACACACCCACUGCCCCUGUUGUUUCUUAGAUGUUUCUGGUGCCCUGCCCAGCCCCAUUUUCCACCAUUAACCCUGGAGCAAUUUCCUCUGACCCACCUGCAAAUGACACAGCCACUCCAACCAAACGGUCGUACAAUCGCACUGUAAAAGCAAAUUCAUGCAGAAAGUGUGGCCAAUUUCGUACUCAAGAAACUGGCCAUAGCCAGUACAAAGGCAAAAUAUAUUGCCCUAAUAAAGAAACAAUUACGAAGGAGCAGUGGUUACAGAUUAUGAGAAGAUAACUCAUUUAUUUAUGUGUGAUACAUUCAUUUUGUUCUCUUGGUUGGAUCUAUUCUGUUUUUUUAUCUUCCAGCCAUAUUUAAUGUUAAAGAGUUAUACUGUGCACUUUUUUUUAU